This is a messenger RNA of Rosa chinensis, 1779 nucleotides long. Its product is annotated as receptor-like protein EIX2. Bases 1 to 1779 code for a protein of 592 amino acids. Lineage: Eukaryota; Viridiplantae; Streptophyta; Magnoliopsida; Rosales; Rosaceae. The record is from RefSeq and is a predicted model, not a curated record. The transcript has a single exon. Gene Ontology annotation, molecular function: protein binding.
AUGGAGUCACUAGAUCUGCAUGACUGUGGGCUGGUAGGCAAAUUGCCUAGUUCAUUGGGAAUGCUGAGAAGCCUGCAGCAUCUCUAUCUCAGCUCCAACUCUUUUUGGGGAUCCAUUCCAGAAUUUAUUAUCAGCAAUUUAUCAUCAUCCCUGAAGACACUUGAUCUCAGGAAUAAUAUUUUCAACGGUUCCAUUCCUCAAAGUUUGGGAAAACUUUCUCAGCUAGUGAGCCUUUAUCUAUCUUAUAAUUCAUGGGAAGGCAAUUUAACCAAAGCCCAUUUCAUAAAUCUCACAAAAUUAGAGUCUUUUGCAGUUAGCACAGCCCAACCUGUGCCCAUCAUUUUCAAUUUGAUUGAUUAUGAAUGGAUUCCUCCUUUCAAGCUCCACCGCAUUGAAAUGCACAACUGCCGAGUAGGCCCCGGCUUCCCUGUAUGGCUUCAAUCUCAAACUGAGCUCGUGUGGGUCUCACUUGAGAAGGCUGGACUCUCGGGUCCAAUACCAGAGGAAUGGCUCUUUAAGAUAUCUCCCCAAAUCCACUGGUUGGAUUUAUCUUACAAUCAAAUAAGUGGAAAGCUUCCGUUCCGAUUCAACUCUUUUCCGAAUCUGGGUUCCAUAGUUUUGAGCCAUAAUCAAUUUGAUGGCACUAUUCCAUCAUCUAUUUGUAGCAUUCAAUCUCUAUAUGACCUUGCUCUGAAUAACAAUCAGUUAUCUGGAGAAUUCCCUAAAGAAUGGAGUUUGUGGAGCCGCAUAGACACUGUGGAUGUCUCAAACAACAAUAUGUCUGGUAAUAUUCCAAGCUCAAUGGGCAUUCCAAGUUCUCUUGGAAUACUAAAGACAGACAACAAUCAUUUUAGCGGAGAAAUUCCUUCUGCCUUGCAAAAUUGCUCUGGUUUGCAGAGACUUUAUCUUGGAGCCAACAAAUUUACUGGAAGCAUACCUUCUUGGAUAGGAUCAAAAGUAUCCACAUUCACAGUGCUGCAAUUGCAAUCAAACUCUUUAAGUGGACAUAUUCCUCAUCAUUUGUGCAGUCUUCCUUUCCUUCAGAUCCUAGACCUUAGUCACAAUAGAAUUUCAGGGACUAUUCCCAACUGUUUGAAUAAAUUGACUUCUUUAAUCUCUAGUAGUGAUGAGGGUUGGAUCGUCUCUGGUGAUUUUGAGGUAAUAACUGUGACUGUAAAAGGAAGAGCAAGUGAAUACUUCUCUGGCAAUGAGAUGCUUCUAACCAUUAUUGAUUUUUCGCAUAAUGAUUUAGAAGGUGAAAUUCCUGAAGAAAUUAGCAGUCUCGUUCGAUUAGCUACAUUAAACUUGUCCGUUAAUCAAUUAAGUGGAAAUAUCCCCUCAAAAAUUGGAAACUUGCACUUGCUUGAAACACUUGACCUCUCCCAGAACCAGCUUUCAGGACAGAUUCCACAAAGUCUCGCUUCUUUGACCUUCUUAUCUCACCUGAACUUGUCUUGCAACAACUUGACCGGAAGAAUUCCUUCGGGCAACCAACUUCAGACGCUUGAUGAUUCAUCUAUUUAUGAGGGCAAUCCUUCACUCUGUGGAUUUCCUCUUUCAAAUUGCACAGAAGUUGGAGGCAACAUGCAUGAGACUCAUGAAGCUGAUGAUGAAAAGCUUGGUUUAUAUACCAGCGCAGUGCUUGGCUUUAUCAUAGGCUUUUGGAGUGUUUGUGGCACAUUGAUAUUGAAGAAGUCAUGGAGGUAUGCUUAUUUUCAAGUUUUUGACCACAUCAAAGAGAAAGUAGCACUAGCAAUUGCAUUGAAAGUAGCUCGUUGA